Molecule: messenger RNA, 1187 nt
Organism: Penaeus indicus
Lineage: Eukaryota; Metazoa; Arthropoda; Malacostraca; Decapoda; Penaeidae
Exons: 5
Coding region: 190-1173 (327 amino acids)
Source: RefSeq, a predicted model, not a curated record
GCAGGAAAUACACUUGUGAGAAACUUCGCUGUGAACGAGUAGCGAUAUCUGACACAGCACGUGCACAACAGUCACUGACAACCCAUUCUGGCCUGACUGUCGCCGUACUCACGUACAGUUAGACGUAUCUCAACGCGUAAGAUUGAAGGAGAACAGACUCACAAAAGACCGAGAGAGAGAGGAGUGAGUAUGCACGCCCACACAAUCUUCGUGGCCCUUUUGGCCCUCUCUGCCACCGCCCACGCCCACGCUCUACCCCUGGCACCCGAGAACGAGGAUAUGAACCCCACGUCCUACACCGAGGAGGAGAUCAACGAGGAUGAGGACAUCUAUGACUACAACAGGUACGAGGACGAGCGCGAGGAGCACCAACACCGGAGGACCAACGACGACCCGUCUUCUUUCCCCGCGACAGUCAACCACGACCCCCUGGCCGACCCCGCGAAUGUUACUGAGGAGGAGGGCAACCUCAACAGCGCUCGUGACCUGGCUCGCCUCAGCAUCAUGGACAGGCUGCUCAUUGCCCUCGGGCCGGCCUUCAGCGAGAAGCUUCCCAAGGCGCCCUCCAACGACACCCUCGCCACCGUGCCCACGCCCAUCAACAUCACCGCAGAGCCGUGCCCAUACAAAUAUAAGAGAUGCUCCUCGCAGACGUUCUUCCCUUCGUGCGACAUCCCCCGCAACACCGACCCCGCCGUGUGGCCGCAGAAGUUCAACCUGUUCUUCAACCUCUCGACCGACUUCGACAACAAGCUGGACGUGAUCAACGCCACGCUCCGCCUCUUCAAGAACAGCACCGUGCCCUUCAACUCCCCCCAGACCUUCCUCGUCAACGUCUUCGCCUACACACGCAGCCUCACGCGCAGACGAGCCAAGAUACAGCUGGUGGCCGACGCUCAGGUGUCCAGCGACUACAUCGGCUGGGUGUCGCUGUCCGUGGACCGGAUGGUGCGCCGCUGGAAGAAGCAGAGGAACAACCACGGCCUCCUGGUGACCGUGACCGACUCCGAUCAGACCUCGUGGGACGCCCCCAAGCUCUUCGUGAUCAUGGACUGCGCCUCCGGUAAUACCAGUGCGUACCGCCAUCGCUUCUGCUGUUCCCGCUUCUACUUCGCUCUCCUUUCUCUGUUCUCCCUCGUCUCUCUCUCGUCAGUGGAUACACUCACUCUGUAGUUCUGGUCUUCGAA